This is a messenger RNA of Dendroctonus ponderosae (mountain pine beetle), 6398 nucleotides long. RefSeq lists its product as uncharacterized. NCBI's taxonomy places the organism in Eukaryota, Metazoa, Arthropoda, Insecta, Coleoptera, Curculionidae. The record is from RefSeq and is a predicted model, not a curated record.
AAUUAGAACCGAAUUUUACCGCAUUCUGAGGUUAGUUCAUACACAUACAAAGAUAAUGGAACGCGAGGACUAUCAAAUUGCCAAGAAAAAGAUUAUAAAAACCAAUGACUUACUCGACAUGUACCAGGUGAAGAUCGAUAAGCUGAAUAAGGCUUCUCAGGCCUUUAAGCAACUGAAAACUAAGUACCAGAGUGCAUGUCAAGAAGCCGAAAGGCUGAAAUUGGACAAUGAGCAGCUCAAGAACAGCAUAAACAAAUACAAAACUGAUUUAGAGCAAACAAGUAAUAACUUUGCACAGUUACAAUGCGAAUAUAGAAGUUUAGAAGCAAAGUAUGAGCAAAUUAUGAUCGAUUCCCAAAUGACAAUCACAGAGUUGGAGGAGAAAGUCAAGCAACACCUGAGCAAUAAGAACAUGGCACCUUCAUCUCCAGGAAAAAAGAAUGCAGAUGACCGCCUUAGAGAGUUGAAGCGAUCUUACAGCGAACUAAAAGAGGCUGAGCACCGAAAGGCAGUAGAAAAUAAAUCGUUAUUAAAAGAAAUCAAUCAGCUUAAAAAUGCAGCCGCAAAGGAAGCGGAAAAAAUUAUAAUCAAAGAUUGCAAAGAAAUAAAUGACCUCAAAGAUCAGUUACAGAAAGCAAAUGCAACCAUUCAAGAACAAAAUAGGCUGAACAGUAUCGAAAAGUCACACAAAGAAGACAGUGAAACUGAAGUUGCUACAUUAAAAAGUGAAAUAUCAGUUUUGGAAGGCAAAUGUAGGUGUUUGACGGAACUUUUAAACAGUGCUAAAAACACACAUAUUGAUCGAUGUGAUAUUUUUACACAGACUGAAUACAGUUUACCUCAGGAUGCAAAAACCGUGUCCAGUCCUCCUCAAGUCAGGCACUGCAUUAUCGACUCAGACGAGUUCGCAAGUCUCAUGGAGGUAAUUAGAUUACCAUUACUGUCACCUAUUAGGUCGGAUUCGUCUGAUUCACCUAAUUCACUCAGCAUGAAAAAACCCCGAAAAUUGCGGAACAACAAGAAAAAAUUACAAGGUAAAUUCGAUGCGGAAGCACCUCCCCCAGCACCAACAGAAGAAAGUGUAGAACACGGAGAAAAUCAACAAAACAAUACCUUAGAGAAUCAAGACACUACAAUCAAUUUCACAAACACUUUAAAACGGAUUCCGGACACUAAAGAAUUCGCUUUAUGUGUAGAGGAAGAGGAGCGGCUAUAUUAUAAAGUUGAGCAUAAUACAGUGUCUGAAAGUAUUAGCACGAAAAAUGAUCAAUUUGUUCAUGCAAAUGUAAAUAAUUCGUCAGAGGUCAACGAUGGUGUUAGAGAUAUUUGGUCAAUGGAUGAUAUGCCUCCAAACAACGCAAUACCAAUAAAAUAUAUGACCACGCCUUCAAAGACACAACAAAAUUUAGAUUCAUUAAAUAUGGAAACAUCUUCAGCUUCAGGCUUUGAAACCAUCGCGCCGUUUCUUUGUAAACAUCCGUCCAAUGAAUCGCUGAAUAUUCCGCUGGUAAAGCGAGACGAAAAGGAUCCGCCGGAAUGCACGCCGAUGGACUCAAGAAAACGAGUGGACGAUUCUUUUACAGAAAAUUCAAGUACUCUGCUUCCUGAAGCCCAAAGUACAAUUCAACAGUCAAAACAGCAUAACAAGUCAAAAACUAAAAUGAAACUAAAGGCAAAUGAAAGGCGAAAGAUUUUGAUGCCAUACAAUACCACUCGAUUAUUACGAGCGAGAGCCCCGACAUUGAGACAGUGCAAGAAAUCUGAAGGAGACACAAUUCUCAGUGCCUUGCAGCUAUUAAAAGCCAAUAAUAUUAGUUUCACCAUAUCUAGUGACUCACUUCAACCGUUUCCCAGUUUGAUGAUAUGUCCACCAAAGGCUGAAAUUCCUUCAGAUUUUCAAAGCGAUAACAAACCAUUUCAAUGUCGGACAGUUUGCUUGGACGAAAAUUGCACUCAAAAUGGCAUGUUACUUCAAGAAGCGCGCCAAGGUGAAGAACCAGAACUACUUGGUUUUUUUCGCAUUAAAGAUGAAGCAACUACAUCGCCAGCCGCUGGAGGAACCACAAGUCAACUCCCGGACGUCGUUAAACAGUUGGCAGAACAACUUGUACAUGCCCUCAAAGAAAUGAACGGAUCUAAGAAAAAACAAGUGAGAAAGUGUUGUAAACCAAGAAGAAGUACCAGUUCCGAUGAUAAUUCAAAAUCUGAAUUUGAACGGAUAUGCGAUGCUCCAGGUGUUCUGCAAAGAAAUAAACGUUUGCUUGCAAAAGCCCGAAGGCAAAGUAACAGGUUAAAUAAUGGAACUAGGAGAGAAAGUGAUCCUAAUGAAUUUUUGGAUUCCGGAUUGGUCACCGCCACCACAAAGCAUGACACGGAUAGUCAAAGUUUAUUUAGUUAUAAUGAAGACGAAGUCUUCAAGCGAAAUUUUAGAUCUUCCUCCGUUAACAGUGAUGUAACACCUGUAAGGAAAAAUGUUCAUAUCAGUUACUCGAAAGCAUUAGCAGCUCGGAGCUCAACUAAACUACCAACAUAUCAAAAAAUAGAUCAAGAUCAAGAUAACAGCGAUUUGUUUCCAAAUUUAUUCAUUAACACUCUGGAUCUGGAAUGUUCGCCUGUUGAAUUCAAAUCUGAAGUACGGAACAGUUUUGAGCUGGAUGAACUAAGUGAACCAGAGGAUUUGUUUGCAGGAAAUACCCCUAACAUAUUUGCGAAAACCACCAUGGAAUCUAAAGUCGAUACUAUAUCGGUUAAUGCUCUAGAUUCGGAAGUUUCGUCUGUUGAGUUGAAAACAGCUGAAGUAAACAAUGGUUUUAGCGGUUUGGGUACUUCAGUCGAUGAGCUGAAUUUGGCAGACAGUUUUAUUGAAAAGGAUAGCUUAAAAAUGAAUAAGAAGCGAAAAAAGCAAAGUAUACUUGCGGAAACCAGCAUGGAAUCGAAAGUUGAUAACCCAGAAACAUCAAUUAUCAGUUUAAAUCGGAACGAUUCGUAUGUUGAAUUGACAAUAGCGGAAAUAAAAAGGAGUUUAGAAAGUUUGGAUACUCCUUUAGAUGAACCGAAUAAGGCAGAUAGUUUCAUUGAACAGAAUAAGAAGCAGGAAUUAAUUGGAAAAACCAACGCGGAAUGUAAAGUUGGUAGCCCAAAACCAUCAAUUAACACUUUACGUUUGGAAUGUUUGCCAGUGGAGUCGAAAAGAGGUGAAGUAAACAAUGGUUCUAGCGGUUUGGAUACUUCAUUCGAUGAGCCGAAAGAGGCAGAGAGUUUCAUUGAAAAAGAUACAGUAAAAAGGAAUCAAAAGCGUAAAAAGCAAAACAUAAUUGCGAAAACCAGCAUGGAAUCGAAAGUUGAUAGCUCAAAACAGUCAAUUAACACUUUAAAUCGGACCGAUCCGUCUAUCGAUUUGAAAAUAAACGGUAGUUUGGAUACCUCUUUAGAUGAACCGAAUGAGGCAGAUAAUUUGAUUGGACGAAAUAAGCGUAAGAAGCAGAACGUAAUUGAAAAAAUCAGCACGGAAUGUAAAGUUGAUAGUGCAGAACCAUCAAUUAACACUUUCCAUUUGGAAGGUUUGCCAGUCGAGUCUAAAACAACUGACAUAAAAGAUGGUUUUAGCGAUUUAGAUACUUCUCUAGGUGAGCCGAAUGAGACAGAGAGCUUGACUGAAAAUAAAAAAACGAGUGCAAUAGUGGAACCUAGAUUUGCUAGCCCAAGAACCAGACGUUCACAGGUAAAAAUACCAGCAUUGGAAACCCCAAGUACCAGACUUAUACAGCUGCGAAAUAAAAGCAUCCAAGUGGAGCCCAAAAUCGAAAAACCCAAAAAAGUCAAUCAACAGAAAUAUAAGCGGAAUUCACCUAUAUGCAGUAACGAAUCGGAAGUAGAUUGCGACCAUGUUCAACAAAUGACUUGCUCCGGCAAAGUGGCGAACACAGACUCAAAAAAGUUAAAUGAAAGCAGCAGCACAAUCAAGAAAAAUUCAAAAAAUGUUCGUAAUACCAGAGCAAAGUCAAAGCGAAUUACGAGAUCUUCGCCAAAAAUAAUCAGCAAGGAGUACGUUUCCGGUUCAAGUAGUGAUUGUUCCGUUAAAGAUGAAACUGAUCGCGCAUAUUUUUCCGGCAACGGCUUAAACACUGAACUAAACCAAGAGAAAAAAAUUGUGAAAUCGCCGAUUCGUUCGUCCUCAAAACGAAAGCUUAAUAUCGGUGUUGCAGUCAACAGGAAAUACGACACUAACCAGCUUUUCGGUUCCGAAUCAGAUUCUUCUGAUCAAGAUCUAGCUGAUUUUAAACCCAAAUCCUUGCUAAAGGAAGACGUUCCAGAAAUUGGCCGCGUAGAAUUAACAGACGAAUCUAAGCAAGAGGUAAGUUGUCAGAUAACCAUUCCAAGCGCGGAUAAUUCUAUUUUGAACAAAUUUAAUGGUACAGUAGAUGAAAAUUUGAAACCAAAAAUAUGGUCCGAAAAUGCGCAAAUCCAGAGAGAUGAAAUCGCGGAUCAAGACGAGCUUCAACGUUCCUUGAAAAGGAACUUUGAUGAAUUUAAAACGCGGUAUAACGACAAGUACUUGAAGCCAAAGCCACUUAAGGACGAUGUCGAUAUUUCUUUGGAUGAAAAAAUUAAACCUGGGUUUGUAUGGAAUAUCGUCGAUGGCCAAUCAGAACAGAAGGAAAGCCGCUCAGCUGUGAGUGAAUCAACAUUGCAUCUAGAUAAAUCUACUUGGAGCUGCACUCAAGAAGAGCUAAGAGAAAUGCGCGAAAAUACCAAAGGAAACAAGAUCCACAUUAUACAAAACAUUGUUGUGCCUGCAAGGGAAACUUCAUAUUGUGCAGAAAAGUCUGGUCAAUCCGAUGUAACUGUUCAGCAGAACGGUAUGAUUCCCGGUGGUCUACCAGGCAUAACUAAGAGCGCACUGCCGUUAGCAGCAACCUCAUAUUGUGAAGAAAAUGAUAGCCGAUCCACUUCUGAUUUAAUUGAUUACAGUGACAUGAUAUCGGACGAUUGUCCAGCAGCUUUAAAUUUGGAAAGUGAAGAAUUUGCCCCAAUAUCGUCUGAGAAUGGGGACUUCAUUCCUAAUUCAAUGGAAUCGCUGGAUUCAGGCCAAAAUCCACCAUCUGGUAAAAAUAAAGUUAUGAAUCGCAGCGAAAUAUUGAAUACAAUGAACCGACUUAUAAUGUUCUCAGAAGACGUGGAUGUGCUUAACGAAACAGCUCAGAAAUUCUGUGAUCAAACAGUUGACUUCAUAGCAUACGUUUUUCUGGAAAAGUUGUGCGUCGAUAUCUUUGACAAACCAAACAACGAUUGCCCGCCAAGUCCCGUGAUGACGGCCACGCAGCGAAUUGUAUUAGGAUUUUUGACAAAACUCGAUAACACGACGCAUAAAGGAAUUCUGAACAAAUUCCUAGACGUUGCCGAUUUGCAACUGUUCAAAAAACCGCACGAUGUAAACAUUAUUGAGCCGAUUACUCGAGUUUAUACAGCGAUUUGCAGGAUGCAAUUGAACAUUAAUCGAAUGCGUCGAUUUAUCUGUGAAAGUUUCUAUUUUGCAGACGAAUUUGCCAAUUCCAUUUUCUUCAUUGUUCUUACAAUGUGGGGCAAUGUAAUGCCGAUGGCAGCGGAUGUGGCGAAAUAUCCUUUGGCCAAAAUAAUCAUUCAACUUUGUUAUACAAAGAAGAAGCCUGUGCCCCAGAUAAUGCCUCUGCGGGAUUUGCUGCAAAAGUACUUCGGAUAUCCUGCAGAUCCUUGGAAUUCUGAUGAACUAUUCGAAGAACUUUUGGAGAGCUACAUAAAAAAUCCAUUCGAAAGACAGUCGGACUUCGCCAUACUACUGUUUUUUAAGAGUCAGCCGGCUAAGUGGGUUUUCCAAAAAGUCAAAAAUCACCUUAUGUUGUUGUUUCAAAGAAUACCGAACUCCAAUUCUAAUCUGAGAGCAAACCUGAUCAUAUUUAUGGGGAAUAUUUGCAGUGCGUUCAAAGCGCACAUUGAUGAAGAGUGGCUUUUAAUUCUCGAAAUGAAUCAGUGGUUUGAAACGAUACAAAACGUGGAACGAGAUGCUGUGGUACUAAAAAGUAUCAUCCUGGCUAAAAACCGGUUGCCUGUAAGGCGCCCAGUUAAACGAAGAAAGGGAAUAAAAUCUGUUAAAGUUGGAGAAACUGCAAAUGAAACGCGAAUUGGGGCGACAUAAACGUACCAGUGCUCAGUGUAAAUAGAAUCGAGUGCGGUACUGAAUGGGAAGAUAAUUUUCCUGACAAGAAAAGUGUGAUACCAAACAAAAGACCAUGUAAAUGAGGUGUAAUAUAUAAUGGGAAGAAAACGACAAAACAAUAAGCCGUAGUCGUUAAAUAGUGAGAUACUAAUUUUAAUGAUAGACGUAUUUUUAGUGAGUUGAAGGCUUUUUGCAAAAUACAUUU